Messenger RNA from Clarias gariepinus (North African catfish), 1654 nucleotides. RefSeq names its product E3 ubiquitin/ISG15 ligase TRIM25-like. Lineage: Eukaryota; Metazoa; Chordata; Actinopteri; Siluriformes; Clariidae. The record is from RefSeq and is a predicted model, not a curated record. Gene Ontology annotation, molecular function: zinc ion binding. The transcript is spliced from 6 exons. The coding region runs from base 24 to 1496 and encodes 490 amino acids.
AGACUGCAGUUAGUAACAGUGAAAUGGCUAAAGCUAAUAUUUUAGGACUUCAAGAUCAGUUCAACUGUUCAAUCUGUCUGGAUCUAAUAAAGAAUCCAGUGACUCUACAGUGUGGACACAGUUUCUGUAUGAAGUGUAUUAAUGCCUGUUGGGAUCAGGAGGAUCAGAAGGUAGUCUAUAGCUGUCCUCAGUGUAGACAAACCUUCACUCCAAGACCUGCUGUGAGUAAAAACACCAUGCUGGCUGACAUAGUGGAGACUCUGAAGAAGGCAGGAGUCCAACCUACACCUCCUGCUCAGUGUUCUGCUGGACCUGAAGAUGUGGAGUGUGAUUCCUGCACUGAGAGAAAACACAAAGCCAUCAAGUCCUGUCUGGUGUGUCUGGCCUCUUUCUGUGAGACUCACCUCCAGCCUCACUAUAAAUCUCCUGCCUUUAAGAAGCACAAGCUGGUGGAAGCCUCCAGACGACUCCAGGAGCAGAUCUGCUCUCAGCAUGGCAAACUGCUGGAGGUUUACUGUCGCACUGACCAGCAGUGUAUCUGCAUGUUGUGUGCCAUGGAUCAACAUAAAGGACACGAUACAGUAUCAGCUGCAGCAGAAAGAGCUGAGAAACAGAAACAGUUACUGGAAAAGAUUCAGGAAGGAGAGGAGCAGCACCAUAAGCUAACAAAAGCAGUGGUGUCUUACAUGCGCUCCGCACAAAAAGCGUUGCAGGAACAUGAAAGGAUAUUUAGUGAUCUGAUCAAAUUCACUAAGAGACGCUGUGAGGUAACGGCGCUGAUCAGAGCUCAAAAGAAAGCUGUAGUCAGUCGGGCUGAUGCAGUGUUUGGGAAACUGAAGCAGGAGAUGGCAGAGCUGAAGAGGAGAGAUGCUAAGAUGAAGGAGCUUUCAUACAUGGAGGAUCCCAUUUAUUUUUUACAGAAUUUCAAGUCUAUGGGGUGCGACGUACCAACCAUCACAUUACAUUCUCUCCUUAAUUUUAAGAAUGUAAUAAAGCCUGUUUCUCAACUGAGGAGGGAGCUAGAAGAGCUUCGUAAAGACCAGAUUAUGGAUAUAUCGAGUCAAGCCAAUUGUGCCAGCUCUAACAACCCUGUAGAUGAUCGAGCCGCUGUGGGUACCAUGAAGGUUGGGUGCAGUCCUCAGUCCUCCACACAGUAUUUUCAGGAGAAAGGGUCCACUUCUGUCAAGAAUGAUGAUGAUUCCUAUCCUGGCCCCGCCAAGCGACGUCGCACACUCACUCUGUACCCCCAUGUUUUUACACCCAUAGGAUCAGAGCUUAGUAAUGAACUAAAGCCAGUUUGUUAUAACGUUGCCACUCCGACCGAUUUCAAAGUGUCUGUCGGUACACAAACUGAUGAAAGUGUUUCUGUUGGCACCCAAACCGAUUUUACUCCUGCACUGUCUGUGAACAGACGCGUUUUUACUUUUAUGCCUCUCACCUCUCAACUUCCUGUGGCUGUUGUUUUUCCUCAGAGAGUAUUGCCUUCUGAUAUGUGAUAUCUCAUCUGUACAUUACGGAUGCUUACCCAGGCCCACUAUGUCUUGUGUAUCUUUUUUAGUUGGGGCCUUAUACUCUGUAUGCAUUAAUUUGUGACUGAUCCUUAUAUUUAAACUCAGUAUUUCUAAAACUUACUUUUGUCUAUGGCUAAAUAGGU